AUGCUACAAUGUUUCAUCGACUCAAAGUACAAAGACGGUAGAGAGACAAGUGAGUCUGAAGUCACUGGCUUGCUCAUUGCUGGUUUGUUCGCAGGACAACACACGAGCUCUAUCACAGCCACAUGGACCGGUGCUUAUCUCAUACAAAACAAACACCACAUGUCAAACGUUUUGGACGAGCAGAAGGAACUGAUUGGAAAAUAUGGAGACAAGAUCGAUUACGAUGUUUUGUCUGAGAUGGAUGUUCUUUUCCGUUCCAUCAAAGAAGCUUUAAGGCUUCAUCCUCCAAAGAUUUUACUCCUUAGAACAGUACACAGCGAUUUCAGUGUGACAACUCGAGAAGGAAAGCAAUAUGAGAUCCCAAAGGGUCAUAUUGUUGUAACUUCGCCUGCGUUCGCUAAUCGAUUGCCUCAUGUGUACAAAGAUCCUGAAAGUUUCGAUCCGGAUAGAUUCUCAAAGGGAAGAGAAGAGGACAAAGCAGCUAGUGCAUGUUCAUACCUCUCUUUAGGAGCGGGCAGGCGAGUGUCCCGGUGGGUCUUUCGCAUACUUGCAGAUCAAAACCGUAUGGAGUUACUUAUUGAGGAACUUUGA
Arabis nemorensis is the source of this 591-nucleotide messenger RNA. The record is from the annotation of a GenBank genome assembly. Lineage: Eukaryota; Viridiplantae; Streptophyta; Magnoliopsida; Brassicales; Brassicaceae.